GUUCACUGCUGUGACCCGAAACCAUGCUGCCCAGUGACAGCCGAACCGGUUCGACGGUGGUCUACACUCCCUUUGCAGCAUACUCCGUGUCCACCGCGUCCACCAUGGCCAGCGGAGCCGACAACCAAGGAACGGGUUGCCAGAGCGGCCCAACGACAAGCGUCUCUCCGGCCACUUCUGCAGCGGUGGCAGCGCUAACUGCAGCCGCUGCAGCCUCUGCAGGGAUCUCCCCAAGCGCAAAAGAUUCCCGAUGGCUAACCCUUGAGGUAUGUCGUCAGUAUCAGCGGAAUCAGUGCUCACGAGACGAGAACGAAUGCAAGUUCGCGCACCCACCGACUCACGUGGACGUGCAAAACGGACGAGUGGUCUGUUGCUACGAUUCCAUCAAGGGAAAAUGUCAGCGACGCGAUCCACCGUGCAAAUACCUUCACCCCCCACAACAUUUACGCGAACAGCUGAUGCAGAAUGGACGAAACAACAUGAUAUUUCGAAAUAUGCAACUUCAGCUGUUCCAGCAGCAAUUGAUCGCACGAAGUGGUGGGGUGCUACCCUUCAACGCACCAAGUGCAAUCGCAUGCGCCACUGCGGCAUGUAAUUCUCCAGGAUCCAAUUCGUCGUCCUUAGCAAGUAAUCCGAAUUCGCUACUUUAUGCGGGAUCGGCACCCCUCACACUCGGCACCUCGGCGCCCUCAAAUGCUUACUCCUUUCUGAACAUCGGCUUUCCACCGUACUUGGGUGCGCUUACCAACGGAGCACAUGGGGUUCCACAUCCCUUACCUAUUCCAGUAGGAACUGACGUUAUACCUACAGACGUGAACACUUCCCCCACGAAACGUGAUGUGUUGGCAGAGGGAAAAACUACACUUCCUCUUUAUCUCCCCCGAACGAACGGAACAAUGGCCAAUGGUGCGUUCGGCAGAAAACUUGGCAACCACGAAACCUCUGGAAGUUGUGUGAUGGUGGUAAAUGGAAAUUCGGUGGACUCGAUGAAAGAAUUGAAUGGGACAUCUAAUUCAACCAGCAUGCGGUGCGCGACCGGAGGCACAUUGACCGGUGCGGCAACGCUAUUCGCGUUGCAUCAUCCGGGGACUUCAGCUCUGUUGAAUUUGCCUCCACCACAUCAGCCAACCCACACGAUAACGCCUCUCGCGACAGCACCGUUGGCUGCUGUCGUAAAUGGAGGGAGCGCUUUGGGUCCUAACCAUUAUCCAACACUGGCUGAACACGCGGGGUAUUUUCAGCCAGCAUAUCAUAUUGAGUUACCGCCUUACCAAUACAACUAAGACCAUGUGCUGGCGCAUAAGCAUCACGUGCCGUGAUUGUCUGCUGCAGCUGCAGUCGACCUACCCUUCACCUUCGUCUUCAUUCGCGAGUGCACAGACUCGUCGAACAAAUGAACAUUGCAGUUGUCCCGGUACGCCCUCCUUGCCACCGGCUCCACAGACAUACACACACACACCGAAACACCUUGCCGGCCUUUGUUUUACUUAUUAUUUCUGUUCCGUUUCACUCUCACACGAUUUGCCUAUUUCCCGUACCUGCGGUGUAACGUGAUUGGUUAUCCGGUUUAUUUUACUGUUCAGAGAAGAGCAGUAUCCGAUACUUAUCCGGGGAUACACUUGGAUUACCAUGUCCACACUCAAACCAGGGCAAUUCGCAAAGCUUGAAGCACACAAUCAAGUGAUUGAUACCAUCGUCGGUAAUCGUCUAGUAAUCAUCCAAUUAACCGGUGCACGCGCAUCUAGGAAAUAUGGAGCUUACAUGAAGAACCUAUCGACAAAUUCAACUCUGCUCUUGUUAAUUCUUCCAGAGAGAAAGUCGAGAAAAGUGCAGUUAUUUUUUCAGGCGCCUAAUUUUCGGUUGUCCUACACAGUUUCAUACAUUCGAUCGCGAAAAAUAGUAUUUUUUCGGAUGAAAUCUCCUUCACCUCUACCUUCAUGUAGUCAUUUACCGUUUCCAUGCAAUUUAUCACAUUGUCAGAAGUGGUCGAUAGCCUAACGAGCUACAUAGAUGACGGAGACAGGCGUUUUGUUCCCAUUUUCAACUUACUCCCAGUGCUCUUUCGUUUCCGCAUGCUACAUGUUCAGUUUGGACAAAGUGCCCACAGCAGUCGGCAUCAUACUAUCGACUGAAGCCCGUUUCCUUGUUCGGUACAUCUGUUGCUGGUAUCCAAAGGCGCCAGUGAUCAAUCCAUUUACAUUACCGCGCAUUUCGCAACAACAUCCCAGAUUUUCUUGAGCUAUCAAUCCACAAAACCAACCAUUCUUUUUCAUACAACUGACGUUGCAUAAGAUCUGUCGUGGAUGUGUUAGUUCGUUCCGCAAUCCCCAUCAUUACUUCCCACUGAGUUUUUAAAUCCGCUCCUCCCGAUUCGAAGAAGACAGCAACUCGUAAAAAGCACUCCUCAUCCUUUACCGACGGAAAUUAGCCAAUCUUUCCCUUUAUUUUUCUUUUUGUUUACCAAAUAAAAUUUUGUACUAAACGAGAAAAGGGACAAUUUCGCUGAAAGUUCCGACUUGUAUCACUUAUAUUCAUACAAGUACAUCAACAGAUUAUGUCGAGC
Molecule: messenger RNA, 2563 nt
Organism: Dicrocoelium dendriticum
Lineage: Eukaryota; Metazoa; Platyhelminthes; Trematoda; Plagiorchiida; Dicrocoeliidae
Source: the annotation of a GenBank genome assembly